Molecule: messenger RNA, 989 nt
Organism: Myzus persicae (green peach aphid)
Lineage: Eukaryota; Metazoa; Arthropoda; Insecta; Hemiptera; Aphididae
Exons: 3
Coding region: 110-898 (262 amino acids)
Cellular component (GO): chitin-based extracellular matrix
Molecular function (GO): structural constituent of chitin-based larval cuticle
Source: RefSeq, a predicted model, not a curated record
GCAAUCAGGACUCGGGCGACGAUCUUUUAUAAAUACGCUAUCCACAAACACCAGACAGUACAGUUCUCGUUUUCUAGUUGCCGUAGCACAAGACAAUAUUGAAGAAAUCAUGAGCCGAUUUGUCGUAUUUGUCUCGAUGGCGUUGACGUUGGUGGCGUUGGCAGCCUCCGCCCCGCAGAACGCCGCCAUACUGACCGACGCCCGGUACCUGUCCAACAACGGUCAGUUCGGCGCCGCUUACACGCAGGGUGACGGUGUGGAGUUCAAGGAAGAGUCGGACGCUUCUGGUAACAGACGAGGCUCUUACAGUUACGUGGACCCCAACGGCCAGAGGCGCACGGUCAGCUACACAGCCGGCAAGGACGGUUUCAAGGCCACCGGCGAUCACUUGCCAGUAGCCCCGACACCGGUCCCAGUGCCCGCUGCCCACGCCGUACCCGCACCGAAGUCGGGUUCAUGGCAACAAGACCAAUGGUCUCAAGCUCCAGCAGUCCCAAACCAAUGGAACCAAUGGAACGCCGAACCAGCACCCAAGAAUGACGACGGACAAUGGAACCAAUGGAGCUCAGACGCAGCAUCGAAGUCCGAUGAUGGCCAAUGGAACCAAUGGAGCUCAGACGCUGAAGCAGCAAAGUAUGAUGACGGCCAAUGGAACCAAUGGAGUUCAGAAUCAUCGAACGACGGCCAAUGGAACCAAUGGAACUCCGCUCCAUCGACUGCGGCGCCAAAACACAGUCAAUGGAACCAAUGGAACUCCAUCCCAACCACUGCCAAAUGGAACCAAUGGAACUCUGCCCCGACCCCACCACCCACGUCAUACAACGUCAACCACGCUUCCGGCAAAUUCAACUUGAACAGAUCUCCAGACGGUUUCAGCUACACGUUCAGUCAAAACUGAUGCGCACUUUUAGCUAAGCCCUAAGCAAAAUACUAAUUGUAAAAUAUUGUUCUUCAAUCGAUUUGUUUUUAUAUAUUAUUAAAGACUAGUC